UAUAUCAUCGAACUUCUGUACUUUUAAUCCUAAAUAUGAAUAUACGAUGGUUAUAUCUGUGGCAUGAUACAUAACAAGCGGUGUACCUGCACGAUACAUAACGACGAUAGUUUACGGGAAUCUUGGCCUAUAAAACCUCAGCCAUGCAACGACCCACUGACAGUACUAUCAUCAAAUUCCACAAUAUUCCUAGCUGAGGUGCAAGUUAGUAGUACCAUGGCUUCUACCACGUCCUUCUUGGUCUUUGUCUUUGGAAUUUUAGCCUCUCAAUUAGUAGUAGCUUCCUCUCGCCCUAUGACCGAUGAGGAAUACUCCAUGCUAGAAAUGCACCGGCAAUGGAUGUCUCGCCACGGGCGGGUUUACAAGGAUGAACGAGAGAAGGGCGCCCGGUUUAAGCUAUUCAAGGACAACAUGGACCGUAUCAACACGUUCAAUUCCGGUCCGGACAAAGGAUAUAAGCUGAGCGUGAACAAAUUUGCUGACCUAACCAACGAGGAGUUCCGGGCUUCUCGUAAUGGUUACAAGAGGCAAUCACCUAGUGAAGUGAUUUCUGGCUCAGAACGAGCACCUUUUCGGUACGCAAAUAUAACUGUUAUGCCAUCUGCUAUUGAUUGGCGGAAGAAAGGCGCGGUUACUCCCAUCAAGAACCAAGGCGAUACAUGUGGAAGUUGUUGGGCGUUUUCAGCAGUGGCAGCCAUGGAAGGUAUUAACCAAAUCAAAACCGGUAAGCUAGUAUCCCUAUCUGAGCAAGAGCUGGUUGACUGCGACGUUAAAGGACCAGACAAGGGUUGUGGCGGCGGGUCAAUGGAUUCCGCCUUCAAAUUCAUCAAGCACAUCAAAGGUCUCACGACAGAAACCAAUUACCCCUACGUGGGACGAGACAGAACUUGCAAAAGGAAGAAAUUACACAAGCCUGCUGCUGCCAAGAUAACGGGAUACGAAGACGUGCCAAAGAACAACGAGAAGGCCUUGCUUCAGGCCGUGGCUAACCAACCGGUAUCCGUUGCCAUUGAUUUCAGUGCGUCCGACUUCCAAUUCUACUCCAGCGGUGUCUACAACGGAAUGUGCAGCACGAUGCUUGACCAUGGUGUGACCACGGUUGGAUACGGGACUAGUAGUGAUGGGACUAAGUAUUGGUUGGUUAAGAAUUCGUAUGGCUCAGGAUGGGGUGACAAUGGGUAUAUAAAGAUGAAGAGAGAUGUGGCUGCCAAGGAAGGCUUGUGUGGGAUUGCUAUGGAGGCUUCUUACCCAGUAAUGGAUUAGUACUGAUCAGUGGAAGUGUGAUAAUGAUAUAUGUUAUUACAAUUAUAGCCAUGAUAUAUAUUGUGGAAUAUUUUGGUUUCAAAGUUCUGGCCAUUAUAUAUUUUAAAUAAGAUUAGUUGCUACUGUA
Messenger RNA from Rhododendron vialii, 1390 nucleotides. RefSeq names its product senescence-specific cysteine protease SAG12-like. The record is from RefSeq and is a predicted model, not a curated record. Gene Ontology annotation, molecular function: cysteine-type endopeptidase activity. Bases 64 to 1263 code for a protein of 399 amino acids. The transcript is spliced from 2 exons. Gene Ontology annotation, cellular component: lysosome. NCBI's taxonomy places the organism in Eukaryota, Viridiplantae, Streptophyta, Magnoliopsida, Ericales, Ericaceae.